AUGAGACGCAUUCAGGGUCGCGUGACGCGCGACGACAUUCGCUCAGCAGGGCUGAGGCGGUGGGAUGGCCGAGCUCGAGUCACGACGGACUGGGUCAAUCUUUUUCAUGAGCCAGAGCUGUGCUGGCCGACAGGCGAUUGUCUUGUCUACUUGCGUGAACCGGGCCAGUCCAGUCGUGGACCUGCCUUUCGAGUUCAUACCGCCUUCCUCAAGGUCAGAGGCUUCGAGUCUUUGGUGGACCGCUGCGUGGUGCGAAACUCGAUUCAUGCGGCAGUGCAGUGUGUCCUCCCCAAUUGCUCGGGAUGUGACCCUCAGGAGUCAGUACAAGAACUGUACGUCCCAGCUCCUCAUGGGGCAAGCCUUGAGGAUAUCUUCAACCAUCACAUUACCACACGGAACUUCUUUGCAUGGCUCUACAACCGACCACUGGCUGGCCGGACAUUGGGGUCGGCGUUGGCGGCGCUGAAGAAAAGGGUCGACGUCUAUCGGCCUGAUGACAGCUCCCAGAACAAGGUGGAAGUACUGUCGUUUGCGGAGAACCAGAGAUAUCUGGACUUUAGAGAGUGUGUUGAUCAUGCUUUAGCAGCUCUCUCCUUGGCCGAGGCUCUUCAGGUCGAAGAUCUUUGGGUGGACGCAUUUGCCCAUUGCGUGGGAAUGAGUCACCGUGGCCUUCGAUCAAGCAUCGAAUAUGCAGGUUUGAGCGCGAAGUCCAAGUCGCUCAUCAAUCGCGCCAGGUUGGAGAUGGAUAUUCGACUGGACAGGGUCAACAAGUCCGUUGUGACCUUCUUUGAAAAUGACGUGUCAGGAAGCUUUCUCGGCUUGCCUCAGCCAGCGAGAGACCAUCUCAACAAAUUCCGCUCCUUCCUCAAAUCGUUUUACCAUGAUCGUUAUGGUACCUGGCCCCCUAAUGAUUUCGAAGAAGAGGUCGUUCAACAAACCAUAUACACGACAAUGUUCUCGGAUUUCCGGAACCUCUAUCAGCACCUGGUCGAUCCUGAGUCCACGGUGGAUAUGGUGGAAAACGACAUCACCAAAACUGGCGGCGUGUGUACUCUUCAGAACAUCCAAGCUUUUGACAAGAAGCACUCUUAUGAGCCUCUCGCUCAACCGCUACCUCUAUUACCGGAGCCGGUGGAAGCUAACUCAGGCCCACGGCCCAAGCUUCAACGAAGGAUGUCUUGGAAUCCAAUCCAAAAACGCAAGGCGCUUAGAGAAUCACGCAAGGCGCAUGACAAACGCGCUCUUAUUGGUGCCUCCAAUCGAGAUUUAUUGGUCAUGGACUGUCCCUUGGUUCGGAAGUACUCUGAGUUCGAGGAGAUGACCGUUGACGACGACCUCGAGGGACUCUCCGCCAUAGAAGGUCGCAAAGUGAGAUGGAUCCUGGUUUAUGCCGUCCUCCAAACCUUCCAUUCAAUUGCCCAGCCCCCAAAGGAAGUCCGAAACACUUCCAACUUGACAUAUUCCCUUUGUUGUCAGCCUCCGAAACAAAAGCCGUGGCAAGAAACGCCUCUACCUCAGGUCCGCACCCUGUCUAAAAAGCCGUCUCAGCUGGCUCCCGACAAUCGCUAUUCACAUACCAAUGUGUCGUCUUCCUCGCUGGGGGAGACACUGACGAGAGGGAGAUCGGCGAAGAUGCGUCGGCGUACCCUUCCCGCGAAUCUACCCGGGACUGUGAUGGCCUCUUUGUCUACCAAAACACCGCCAGCCUCCCGCUCUACCUCGCUCCGAAGAUUGAUCUCUCGUGGAGGCCAGACCAGCAGGGAUGAGAUGCCUUCCAAACGCCCUUCAUUCUGUGAGAUCUACGUUGAAGGCUAUGGGAAUGGGUUGAAUGAAGUUGCCCGCGGUGUGUCUGACUCUCCUCCGGCGGAGCUUACUGCCGAACCUGAGGCAGUAAUCAAAGAGGACCAGCAAGAACCCCAAGAGCUUCAGGGUGACAUUGUCCAUGAAAUGGCCGCCAACGACAGCGAGGAGUUACCUCCACUCCCGGUAUCGGAGACCUCAGCUACAACAACACCACCUAGCAUGUCUCGCGAAUCUUCCAAUUCUUCAGUCAGCAGUGCCUCCUCCAAUGGCAACGAGGACAGUGACGACGUUUCUCCAAUAACACCGGCGGGCAACGUGGCAUGCACACUAGAAGAGAUUCUGAAGUCUACCAGCACCAUCAAACGACGGAGGGAUAUCACAUCCGCCACACUCAAGCAGCGGCCUCGGUCGCUCGUUCUCCGAGGCGCAGUUCCUCACAUCAAAAUCAUCAACAGUGACCGGUACAAUGAUCCUGACCUGGAAAUGCCGUACGUGCACUUCAAUACACAAACCUGGGACAUGAUUUUGGAGCAAAGACCAAUGACUGCGCCCAGCCCGGCCGCGAUCACUGCCUAA
This is a messenger RNA of Fonsecaea multimorphosa CBS 102226, 2379 nucleotides long. RefSeq lists its product as uncharacterized. NCBI's taxonomy places the organism in Eukaryota, Fungi, Ascomycota, Eurotiomycetes, Chaetothyriales, Herpotrichiellaceae. The coding region runs from base 1 to 2379 and encodes 792 amino acids. The transcript has 3 exons. The record is from RefSeq and is a predicted model, not a curated record.